Messenger RNA from Suricata suricatta (meerkat), 1276 nucleotides. RefSeq names its product HESX homeobox 1 (gene HESX1). Gene Ontology annotation, molecular function: RNA polymerase II cis-regulatory region sequence-specific DNA binding; DNA-binding transcription repressor activity, RNA polymerase II-specific. The coding region runs from base 144 to 701 and encodes 185 amino acids. The transcript is spliced from 5 exons. Gene Ontology annotation, cellular component: nucleus. NCBI's taxonomy places the organism in Eukaryota, Metazoa, Chordata, Mammalia, Carnivora, Herpestidae. Gene Ontology annotation, biological process: regulation of transcription by RNA polymerase II; pituitary gland development; forebrain development. The record is from RefSeq and is a predicted model, not a curated record.
AAGUAGAAGUCUGUCCAAGGCGGCCCUCUUGUCAGCGGAGCCGGGAGGUGAAUGCGGGAAGAUCCCAGCCCUGUACACAUGGGGCAGGGCCAGCCAAGAGGCUAGGAGAGGCCAGAGCGUUGUUCGGCGCAGCCCACUCGAGGAUGUCUCCCAGCCUGCAGGAAGGGGCUCGGCACGGGGAAAGCAAACCCUCCCCCUGCUCCUUUUCAAUUGAGAGCAUUUUAGGAUUGGACCAGAAGAAAGACUGUGUUCCAUCAAUGAAACCCCACAGACCCUGGGCAGACACCUGCGGCUCCUCAGGGAAAGAUAUUAACCUAUGUGUACAUAUCCCGAGCCUUCCUAAUGGGAUCUCAUUCCCUUGUACUGUGGAUCGCCCAGUGCCAGAAGAAAGAUUUUUGAAAUAUGAAAAUUACUUUUCACCCUCAGAAAGACUGUCUUUGAAAAGAGAACUGAGUUGGUAUAGAGGACGAAGACCAAGAACUGCUUUUACUCAAAACCAGAUCGAAGUGUUGGAAAAUGUUUUUAGAGUAAACUGUUAUCCUGGCAUUGAUAUCAGAGAAGACUUAGCUCGAAAACUGAAUCUAGAGGAAGACAGAAUCCAGAUCUGGUUCCAAAAUCGGCGUGCAAAGCUCAAACGGUCCCAUAGAGAAUCACAGUUCCUAAUGGCGAAAAAAAAUUUCAACACGAAUCUCCUGGAGUAGAUAGAAAACUAAACAUGUGAGAUUAUCUUACAUUGCAGAACAUGAGGAAUCGAUGGAGAUAUUAAGUGUUAAACAUGUGAUUUUCCUGCAUUUAAUCUGAGUGCUGUCAUUUUUCUUCCAAAAAUAUAUUGUAAAUAUUUACUAUUAUAACAUGGUACCUAUUACACACGGGCACUUUUAGUUACAAUAAAGGUCUUUCCUAUACAUUUUAGUAAACAUUUUCAGAAAAAGCCAGCUAUUUUUUAAGUGAGCAAAUUUAAUCUAAGAAACUAGUUUGCUAAAAUCAGCAAGCUCAUGACUAGGUGACUACAUGAGCUGGAUUCCAUCUACGGAAUAAUUUAAGUAAAAUAUUCUGAAGACUGGCACAAAGAUAUGAUCUGUUUCAAUUAGUUUUCUUCGAGUGCAUUUUGAAACAUGAUUAUUAGCUUCGCUUAAUUUCUGAUAUAAAGCAGUGAAAAUUUCUCACCAUGUAUCAACACAAAUCCUAGCAUGCUAGUUUCAAGCUAUUUUUUUUAAGCAAAAUCAUUAUGCCAAAGUAGAGAUAGAAAGACAUCAGUUGUCAUAUUCAUACCCUU